AAAACCAGAAUACAAUUUUACGAUAAAGCAAAAACUUAUUAAGUUAUGAAAAAUGGGUAAUGGUUGCUUACAGCAAAACAAGAUAUACCCAAAAAACACUCACUGUUCAGCUAUCAAGGAACACAUUUCUAUUUCUGAUAAUUCAGAAGUAAAAUAUAUAAAAAUGCCGCUUUCAUGGCAGGAGAUAGAAACUCUUAAAAUUUCUUGGAUAUCAGCUAAACAAGUUUGGAAUGAAAUAUGUACUUGUGCGUUCGGAAGGUGGUUUUCAACUUAUCCUGAAAUUUGUAAAAAAUUUGGAAUUUACGAAACAAGCAUCACAAUAAAUGACGUUUUAUCUUCGAAAUCAUUGUGCAUUCACAUUCGAAAGUCAGUGGAGUUGAUCGAAACAAUAAUUAAAAAAGUUGAUGAGAGACAAGAGUUAUCAAACCAUCUUAUUGAACUUGGCAAGUUGCAUUACAGGCUAGGUGCAGAGCAAAAGUAUGCUACGGCACUCGGUUCAAGUUUUGUGUUUGCUAUCAGCCAGAUAUGUCCAAACACAAAUAUGAUAACAGAAGGAGCUUGGGAUUCACUGUUUAAGUACAUAGUAACUCACAUAAAACUUGGAAUUCGAAUGGAAGCAGGAAAAAACGACAGUUUAAAUGAAACUGACAGCUCAAAUUAAUUAAAUAAAUUGACAUUUUUAAAAUUCGUUCAAAAUGAAUCCUGAAGAAGAAAAUUCAAUUUGUUGUUAAAAGCCUUAAAUUUUUUUAUUUGAUUUUGAAUUUUCAAAUUUUUUUGUUGCUAUUUUUUCAAUAAAUAUCAGUAUCUACAAAUUAUCCAAGUAUUUACAAACAUACACGUUUUUGUUGCUGUUUUUUAUAUUAUAUUAUUUUUUACGUUGAUAAAAACGAAACUUUUAAUCAAACAAACAACAAAG
Molecule: messenger RNA, 916 nt
Organism: Hydra vulgaris (swiftwater hydra)
Lineage: Eukaryota; Metazoa; Cnidaria; Hydrozoa; Anthoathecata; Hydridae
Biological process (GO): response to hypoxia; oxygen transport
Molecular function (GO): oxygen binding; oxygen carrier activity; heme binding
Source: RefSeq, a predicted model, not a curated record